This is a messenger RNA of Cotesia congregata, 1632 nucleotides long. The record is from the annotation of a GenBank genome assembly. Lineage: Eukaryota; Metazoa; Arthropoda; Insecta; Hymenoptera; Braconidae.
AUGCCGAGCUCACCAAGAAAAUGGAGGCUAACUUCAAAAAAAAACUCGGAGGCUUUCGACGGGUUCCAAAAGAAAUUCGAUGAGCUCAGCAAAGAACUAAAGGACACACAAACCGACCUUGGUAGUCAUAUUAUAACGCUCGAGCACAACACAGUAAAAGUCUCCGAUUUAGAGACCAUCAAAAAGUCGCUCGCCUCCAAUGCUCCUCCUUCUGACUUGACCCAGACAAAGCAACUCGAACUAAUCUCCAGGAGACUUGAAACACUCGAAAAAGAAAACAGAAGAACUAAAAUCUCCAUCGCUGGUCUUUCUUUCAAGUCCAGCAAUCACCACGAUGAGAUUCAGAAAUUUCUGCAAGAAAAGUUUGGGAUCCAGAUCCACAAUAUUUCUAUUAAGGAAUAUAGCAAAAAUGUCAUCGUUGAUCUCUUCAACCCCUCCAUGAAAGCUGACAUAUUAAGAACGAAAAAGGAAAAGUUGAAAGGUACAAAAAUCUUCAUAGAUUCGGAUCGUACCCUCAAAGAAAGAGAAAUAGAUUGGAAUAUAAGGCAGUUCAUUAAAAACAAUACGCAGCAGGGAAAAAAAGUUACCAGAAAAGCAACAUGUGAAACUUGGUGUGACAAUCCUCCGCAAAUAUCUCCUACAAGCUUAGCAAAAUACAACAUUUUUUGGUCCAACGCAGUUAGAGAAUUCGCUAUUGGACGUGCCAGCGGUGGUUUACUCACGGCAGUCAAUAAAAAAUACUCCACAACAGUCCUGGAUACUUCCCUCUGGUGGAUCUUUAACUUGGACACAAUUGAUGAAAUUAAAACUGCCCACACCUACGAUGUAUUCAUUCUUGGAGGAGAUACAAACGCAAAAGUGGGUUCUUUGAAUCCCUGGCCAGAGGAACUCUUCGUAGACUCUGUUCUACAGGGCAUAAUGUUAAGCACCGAUGAAUCAAUCUGCAAUAGAGGUCGUCGCUUAAUGGAAUUCAUGCUGGACAAUGAUUUUGUCCUACUGAAUGGUAGAGCUCCUAGCGACACACCAGCACAACCCACCUUUGACAGCGUCGGGACCUCUAUCAUUGAUUUAGUGUGGAUCAAUCAACAAGCUUUACACCGAGUAGUAGAUCUAGAGAUCAUUUUAGAACCAUCUCUAUCGGACCACAGACCUGUAAACUUGAAAAUUGCUGCGGGGGAAAAAAAUACUGCAUCACACGCUCACACAAAAUUGUCAACUCCUACCACUUGGAUCAAAUGGUCCGACAAUGCAAAAGAAGACUUCUACCGCCAUCUUGACAGAUACACUUCCAGCAAUAACUCAACUGAUUCAGAUUCCCAACACACGGCAUUACAUUCAGCUAUACUUUCUGCAUCCGGCAAAGCUAAUCUAUUAACAACAAGAAAUAGUUCUGGUCACACUCCAACUGAACGAGAAAGUCCUUGGUAUGACACUGAAUGUAAAGUUGCCAAAAGAGAAUAUCGUAAGGCCCUGAGAUCCUGCAAAAAAGAAAACUACAGCCAACAAGCCCGGUUUGAAUCAGCUAAAUGCAAAGAAAAAUAUAAAGUUGUAUGUCGCACUAAACAAAAGGAUUACAACAAAAGACUUAGUGACACUUUCAAUGUUUUGUCGAAAACUAUCCAAUGCGGAUAA